AAAUUCUUGCGGAUUCCUGCAAAUUGUGAAAGUGGAAUGGAAAGAGAAAGUUGUACUGAUUCCUACGCUGCGAAAGGGCAGCAGAAAAACCGACAACAUUCAAAACGAAGAUCUUCGGCUUUAUCCCAAGAUGAGAUUUUCGACAAAAAAUAUAAAGCCGCUAUCGAGGCGUAUCAAAAUUACAUGGAAGGAUUCCAGCUGAUGCUGGCGGAAAAUGAACGCAAAAUGAACAAAAUUCUUGACCGCCGGUCGGUUCCGCUUUGGUUUCAAGAGCUUUCGGACAGGCAAGUCGUCGUCAUGAACCUUCUGCUGGAAGCGAUUCGGGAUGAUUUGGAUGAGGACAGUGUGUUUCGCUGUCGGGAGUUGAUAGGAGGACUUGGAGUUUAUCCGCUUUGUCCGCCGAAGAUCUUUCGGGAAGCACUCGUUAUGUCUCGCGGAAAUGAUUUAUCGUUCCUUUGGUUCUUGUUGGAGCUGCACUAUUCCAGAAAACGGCGUCAGAAUUACACCAAUAAUGAGCGCUUGCUAAUGUCCGCUAUCUGCCAUUUGGAUAUGAUGACCACGCUGAGAGGUUUGGAGAGAAUUCUUCCUCCUCCGGCGCCGCAAAAGCCUUGUCGACCGAAGCGAAGCUCUGAAUCACUAGGUUGGCCGACCAGUGCCGAUCACUAUUGUUCACCGUAUCUGGAACCGCAACGGGUUCGGGAGCCUUGUUUGAAGAGUUUUUCCAAUAAGACAUUCCAACCGAAUGUACCAUUCUGUUUGAAUCGUUAUAAGCAGUAUCGUAAUACGGACUUUGUAAUACCGAACGAGGCGUCCCGGUGGUUUGCCAAACGGGUUCGGGCCAAUCAGACUGAUGCUACCAAAGACGGAGAAGAAGAACAGGAUGAGAUGAUGCAACGGAAGAUCCCUUUGUCCACCAGUGCGUGUGAUAGUGCGGAACUGAUUGUACGAGAAUUGCUCACUGAUCAGAUUGCAUUGAUGGUGGGUCGAGAGCAGGAGCGGAUGGAACUAUGCCGGAAGCAUCAGGAUAUGGAGCGCAGGCGGAAGAAGCUGAUGGGACUGUUGACGAAGAGGACGGAUGUGAGAGAGAAGCUCAACGAAGAAGUUGCCAAAGUCCGUGACGAGCGGAAGCUAGCCGAACAGACGGCACGGGACAACCAAAUGAUACAGCUGCUGCUGCGCAAGCUAAUCGACGAUUCGAUUGUAUCGUGUAUGCUUACUCCCCGAAGUGACUGCCCGGAAUGUUGGGAAUCGUUCGAACGUCAACGGAUGCUCCUGGAUGGGACCAAAUGUUCCUGCGACAAGGAACAGGGCAUAUUCUGUCUGAGGAGUAUGCUCGCCAUUAAUCGCAAACAGAAACCAAUGCAGAAGUACUUCCGCUGUUGUCGCGGGGCCGUUCCGUUUGAGUUUGACUAUCGGAAGAUUUUGGAAGACGACACCGAACGACCGGUUUGUCCGGUGAAAAAGGCCAUCCGGGUGGCACUCGGGAUGGAGCAAGGCAACGUGGAUGAGACGGGCGCGGUGGCACGUUGCAUGAAGGAAAUGUGGCGCUGUGAGUUGAAGCUGUGGAACGAAAGAUUUCUCAAAGGUCGUGACGAGGCCAGGGAAAAGAAGACCGAGAUCGAUGUGCUAGAUUUCGAGUACGUUGAUUCAAAGGAUCCCACAUUUCUGCAGCAGCUUUUGAAAAGGGCUCUUCUUAAGCUUUGCGAGGAUCCCAAGUACGUUCUGGCUACCUUCCCGGAUGCGCACGAGCUACCUUUCCUGAAUGCUUGGAUACAGCAUCGUUACGGAGCUACCCGGUCAAAGAAGGAACGGGAUGAACUGCUUCGCGAAAGUAAAUACUUCUGGGAUUGGCUUAUCCCAAGAGCGACGGCCAUGCGGUGGCCGGUUUGUAAGGAUCUGGGCAUGCACGGACGGGUCAACUGGAACUACAAGCAAAGGCUGGAACGGAAUGCCCAAACGCUGCUGGCCAAGUUCUACCGACAGUUCAAGCGGCUGCAGUUGCAGGAGAACCGACUUUACUGGUCCACGAUGGAUCCCUACCGGACGAAUGUGGACCGCUUUCGGCAGGUAUUUUUCGAUUAUUUACCCAACUGUGAAGCGUUGAUUGGGCCGAUGGUGCGACCCUGGCAGCCGUUCGAGUUCCGUCCGAUGGAAUCGCUGAGUCGGACGCUCAAGGUGUGUGAUAGUAGAACCAAGUGGUGUUGAGCACAGAAUGAAGUUUGGGACAUUUAUUUGGGUUGUUUCAAAUACAGGCAAGUAUGUAGCUAUACUUUAGUACAUCUCAUCGGAUAGAUUUAGUAGUUGUUCCAUUUAUUUCCGUAUCAUUGGCUAGUUUUGUUGUACAAAUACAUACAUAGUUUAAUUCUAUAUAAAUACAUUUAUGAGUUCGUAGCUUAACGUCUAGGAGAUAAUAUCACAAUAGGUUUUCUACUCUGCGUUCACUGAGAAAAAAAGGGACAUGCUGAACGUAAUUGGGAAAUUGGUUUUGUUUCGUGUACUAUUGCUUUGAGGGUCGUGUUAUGAAUUUAUAAAGGAGGUAGGGACUUUCAGGGUUUCCAAGGGUUCCUUCCUAAGAAGUCCGUCCACUCCAUAUGUAUACUUGGAUUAUAAGUGGGGUCAUUGCAUUAAAAUUUCGGAAAACGUGUCAUAAGCGCUAGAAUGUCUUCUGAAGCAGAGUUGGUGCAUUUUUGGGAAAAGCCCACGAAACUUUUGAGCCUAAUCAGAUCUACUGAAUUGGGUUCUCCACAUUUGGUUACAUUAUUAUUAUCCUUUAAAUAUAGUCUAUAAAUCAUUUUGCUUUUGAAAUUCUAGAGAAAUGCCAUCAGCGUUUC
Ochlerotatus camptorhynchus is the source of this 2831-nucleotide messenger RNA. RefSeq lists its product as uncharacterized. The record is from RefSeq and is a predicted model, not a curated record. Lineage: Eukaryota; Metazoa; Arthropoda; Insecta; Diptera; Culicidae. The transcript is spliced from 6 exons. Bases 37 to 2205 code for a protein of 722 amino acids.